Messenger RNA from Aspergillus nidulans FGSC A4, 751 nucleotides. RefSeq lists its product as uncharacterized. Lineage: Eukaryota; Fungi; Ascomycota; Eurotiomycetes; Eurotiales; Aspergillaceae. The transcript has 2 exons. The record is from RefSeq and is a predicted model, not a curated record. The coding region runs from base 1 to 609 and encodes 202 amino acids.
AUGACAUCAAAACGAUCUGUCGAUGGCACGUCCCCUAGCAAAAAUCCGCAAACAGACGGCCAAGCCAAUAAGAAGCGCAAAGGUUUCUCCGUCGGCCCUGCAAACCUGCCUGACGGAACUUAUCGUCGUAAAACUCAAAAAAUCAAAGCCGACCUCAUUCAGAAAGCUAAGGUCAAGAAGGCCUAUGCAAAAAUAAAAGCCGCCGAGCUCGCUGCGCCCCAACCGAAGCCGAACUAUCUUCAACGUGAACAAGAAGGACAUGAGGGAAACAACGAGCAGACUACGGAGCCCCCGGCAAGCCUGGAGCUCCACCCGGAGCGCCAGGCUAUGCUGAAUACUCGCGAUGCGGAACCUGAGCAGGCGGAUAGGAAACCAGGAGAUCGAAGAAUCCAAAAACCAAAGCGGGGUGCGUUCGCAAAAGAACUGGAGAUUGCAGAGAAGAGGAGGCAAGCGGCUGAGAAGAAGAGGGAGCUGCGAGAGCUUAGAGCCAAGGAUAGAGAGGCGAUGGCUCGAGCAAAGCGACCGGAUCAGAAUGGGAAGAGAAGGUUGGGGAGGGAGAGUAAGGUGUUGCUUAGCCGAAUCCAAAGGAUGGUGGGGGAGACCGCAUGAAAACAGACAGUCUGAAGCAAAAAGAGAUCGAGCUUGCAAGCAUGAUACCCGCUGUAUAAUGGUUAUUAUUUCUUCUUACGUUUAUGUAUAUUUGCAUAGCAUGGUGCUUCCAAUUUAGCUCAAAGAAUAGACGAUACUAAAU